GGCUCACUCUAUCAAAAGAUAUGAUUAAUUUAGUGAGUUCAAGAAGUAAAAUAUUACGUUACGCAAUUUAGUAUAGUACUUGCAACGACAUCUUAAGACUAAAAAUAGAACUAAUUUUGAUAGUUGAAAUCCAAAUCCGAUAGAUGGCGUUGUGCAAAUGACGUCAUUUUAUGAAUCGCGGUGUUAAGAGAUUCCGCGCGAGAAUCACGUCGACCGUGUUUACUUGACAGAGUGGGUUUCGUUUGGUGUCCUAAAAGUUCUCGAGUGUGUCGUAAAGUCUUAGGUUGCUUGGAAGAUGGUUUCGUUUGGUCAUUGGUAUGAAGUACGAAGUAGUAUUUUAAUUACUUCGUAGUUUGUAUCCAAUAAUGCCAAUCGUUUUACAGUAAUUUAGCCAAUUCGUUGAGUCACGACCACGAACAGACGAUUCGUUGUCAUACUUAGACUGUUUGACGCACCGUUCGGUAUAGGUGUUGUUGGUUUUUUUAUUGCUUAAAUUUUCCUUGAAAAUGCCUCAAAGAAAAAAAACUAACCUUUCGCUGCGUAGCCGAAAUGCGAAAAGGAUGAGACUUAGUAGGUCUCAGGAAUCGGAAGAAGAUCGUGAAGCACGGUUAUCUGCUAACCGAGAGCACAUUAUUACAUGCGCUGCGAACGAGAUACGGUGCGUGGCUGCUAAAAUACCGACCUUCUCCGUCCCUCAAGACAUUUGCGCGUCCCAAGACGGCGGCAGUCUGCGGCAAGAAAUUGCUAGCUGCGUGCGAGAGGAACUAAGUAAACACCUCUCCACGAUUGCGACACCUAUCACACCUGCACCACUGCCCCGUUCUUAUGCACAGGCAGCAAGCGCCCCAACCUCCCGUUCAGUAUCUAAGACACCCCCCACUCACAAACCGGCGCUCAUAGUAGCACCGCAGAGCGACAGCACAUCCAAGUCGCGUGAGGACGUUGUGAGGUCUUUUAAAAGCGCAGCUAAUUUCCGCACAACUUCGUACGCUCCGUCCCGAAUUCAAGCCGUUUCCAACAACAAGCUGCGGGUGGAGUUUGAGACGGAGCGACAGCGCGACGAAACGCUCGCAAGGCUACAGAAGUCCACACAACUCACCGCGGAACCAGCCAAGCUAUUAAAACCAAUGAUCAUUCUCAGGUGAAUAUCACUGGACACAACUUCAGAGGAGCUGAUAGAGGUUAUUCGCAGCCAAAAUGAAGAGCUGUCUGACCUUGUGACAGACAGUGAAGACUUGCGGCUCGCAUUUAAGAGAAAUAACCGCAGCCCCAAACUUUAUAACGCCGUCCUCAUCACUAAGCCCGCCAUAUAGAGCAAAAUAAUUGCAAUGGGUCGUGUCUGCGUGGACCACCAGCGGGUGCACGCGGAGGAUUUCUCCACGUUCCUCCAGUGCAGGAAGUGCCUGCAGUUCGGACACAUUAAAACAAAAUGUACCGCGACACAGGCACCCUGCUCCUACUGCUCGGAGGAGGGGCACGACACUAACAGCUGUCCUCUUUGUGAGAAAAAAGCCACACCCAAAUGCUACAACUGCCAUACGCACAACAUCAAAUUCAAAACCACUUAUGACAUCGGACACAUGGCCACUUCCAACACUUGCCCUCGCAUUAAAUCUGUAAAAGCUAAAGUGAUUAACCGUACAGAAUACAUUAAAGCCACAUAAUAAACAUCAGCAUAUGAAAGCCUCAAACUGUCUUUAAACAUGGAAGAGUCUGCCACAAUCAUUUUGAUGCUAAAUACUACACCUCUAGUAGAAGACUUAGCAAAAAUGCAGUUCCAUCAUUGAAUAUACAAGGUAAAUUUUUCAUAUUUCAAACAUCAUUUUGUGGUGAGUGAUUAUUGUAUUAGUAUGAUGGUGAUAAACUCAAAUUCAGAGUUUUCUACAUUACAAAUUCUCAAAUUUCUUUAAACUAUGUUUUUUUUAGUGUUUAAAUCUAUACAUAUAAUAAAUCUGUAGACAAAGAUUUUCUGUGUGUUGAAAGAGAAAAGAUUUGAAAAAGAAAUGUGUCAUAAAAAUAUCCAAUAGAUCCUAUUUCUACCGUAUUUGGAUAUGACUUAUUCUUAUCACACUAAAAUUAUAAAGUUGAAAGUUUCUAAAUGAGUUUAUUUUGCCAGCAGCUCUGACACUGUGGAUUUCAGUUAUCAUUGUAAAGCAUAACCCUCUUUUUAAAGUCAGUUAAUCUAUCUCUUCAACUAAAUCUGUUUAGCUGUUUUGGCGCUAUAUCUUAACAAACAUCCAUUCACACUUGCACAUGUAUAAUAUUAAUAAAAUAAGAAGAUUGUUAUCAUUCAGUACUCAGAUCAUAAUAUUAUUAUUAAGUUCCUUACUUCUAAUAUUCUCAUUAUUGUUCAUUUCAGACGUACGCUCAUACUCAGGAUUACCAAUGCGAGACUUGACCAAUUUAACAAGGCAAGCUAAUAUUAAGAAACAAACAGUGGAAACUACAGUUCAGUUUUCUCUUCCAUCUCUACAUGAACCGACUCCUUCGACUUCUGCAGAACCUGUUCUAUCAUCAUCAAAAGGUAAUCAAUUUAGAUAAGAUUUUGCAGCCCUCUGAUUUUGCUGCUGUUCAGAUAUGAAUGAAACCUAUUUUUAUUAAUUAGAUGGGUGUUCAAACUUUACAUGGUGUGUAAUUAAAAAUAUCUCCUUUUUAUUACAGGAGAAAGGAACAGAGUGUCUAAUUUUAAUAAAGACUCCAUUAUUUUAAAAAAUAAAAUAAGAAGACUGCAAUGUCAAAAGGAUUCUGCAGUUACAAGAUUAAAGAAAGCAUUGAAACUUUCAGAAAAUAAGACUUUUCAAAAGGCUCUGGGAAAAUUUUCUUCGCCAGCCAGUAUAUUUACGAAACUGCAGUUUCGCGAAGCUGGGAAACAUAAAUUAGGCUGCAGAUUCACCAAAGAAGAAAAAAUAUUAUCGUUGGCCCUGUAUAAACAGGGACCUAGAGCCUACAGAUGGCUAAAAAAGUUUUUUGUUUUGCCAUCCCCAUUGACACUCAGCCGGAUGAUUUCGACUGCGUCAUUACGUCCCGGAAUAAAUGAAAGUUUAUUUCGACAAUUACAAAAAAGGGUGCAAAAAAUGAAUGAAAUGGAGAGAAUAUGUAUUUUAUUAUUUGACGAAAUUGCUUUAAGCCCCCAUUUUGACUAUAACCGAAGAAAAGAUUACGUAACUGGGUUUGUUAAUGAUGGAAGAAAUACGGAGGACAAAAUCGCCGACCACGCCUUAGUAUUUAUGGUGAGGGGUGUGCACAAAAAUUAUAAACAACCAUUGGCAUAUACUUUCUGCUCAAGUACUACACCAGCAGUACAACUGGCGACACUGAUAAAAAAUCUUAUUAGGCAUAUGAGAAACAUAGGGAUCAAUGUGAUAGCCAAGUGCUAUUAAUUCAUUAAUUAAUAGCACUAAAGUAAAUUAUUUAAAAGAAAAGAAAACACUGAAAUAUAAUAUAUUUGAAAUUGAUGGUGAAGAGGUGAUUCCCUUGUAUGAUCCCCCACAUUUAAUAAAGGGAAUCAGAAAUAAUUAAGUCACAAAAAAAUUAAAAUUUAUUAUGAAUGGAGUGGAGAAGACAGCAAAUUGGGAGCACAUAGUGCAAUUAUAUAAAGAAAACCCAGCAUUCCAGGGCAUCAGAUUAAUGCCCAAAUUAACUGAAAGGCAUGUAAUACCUUCCAAAAUUUCAAAGAUGAAAGUGAAAUGUGCCACUCAAGUAUUCAGUCGCACAGUAGCAGCCUAUAUGGGUUAUUUGUCAAUUUAAUCAUGAAUAAACAAAUAACAGACGAGGAUAUAGCCGGAUUAUUAUUCCAAGAGUUGGAUGAGGAAGACUUAGUUGCAUUUGAUUCAAGUGGAGAAGAGUUUGACGUCGCUCUAGAGGAUGAAGAAGCUGUUUCGGAGGAGGAAGAAAAUGAUGCAGGCUCCACCUCUUCGGAUUCUGAAAUGGAGGUGCCUCUGUCCAUCCUUGCUACUGUGCCUACAGAAGAAACUUACAGAGGUAAAGAUGGAACAAUAUGGUUUAAAAAUCCACGUAGACCUAAUGUACGAACACGUAGUGAAAAUAUAUUGACGGGCACUCCGGGAGUAAAUGGUCAAGCAAAAAAUGCAAAGACUCCAUUAGAAUGUUUUGAACUCUUUAUAAAUGAUUCAAUGUUGUCAUAUAUUUUGUGUCAUACCAAUACAAGGAUAAAAAAAACUAGAGAGAAUUCAAAUGCUUCUAAUGAAUAUUCAUAUUGUGAUGUUUCUAUGAUAGAACUUCGUGCCACAAUUGGUCUUAUUUUUUUGGCAGGGCUUUAUAAAUCGGCUAGACAAAACUUACAAGAUCUGUGGUCCAAUGAUGGCACAGGCAUUGCUCUUUUUUCAAUGACAAUGAGUCUAAGAAGAUUUUCUUUCAUUGUCAAUCAUCUGAGAUUCGACGAUGCCAAUUCUCGUGAAGAAAGAUUAGCACAAGAUAGAUUGGCACCAUUUCGUAAACUGUUUGUAGAUUUUGUUGCUAAUUGCCAAUUGCAUUAUACGCCUUUUGAGAAUCUAACGAUUGACGAAGAACUGGUGGCAUUUCGAGGACGUUGCAAAUUCCGUCAAUACUUACCGAGUAAACCUGCCAAAUAUGGAAUUAAAAUAUUUGCGCUUGUAGAUGCUUCUACAUAUUACUCCUUGAAUUUAGAAAUUUACGCAGGAGAUCAGCCCCAAGGAGACUAUAAAGUCAGUAACAAGCCACAUGAUGUAGUUGAUCGUCUUGUGACACCGAUUUCCCGAUCAGGACGCAAUGUGACAAUGGAUAAUUGGUUCACAAGUCAUCCUACUUAUGAAUAUUUGCUAAAUCAUCAUAAACUUACGGCAGUUGGUACAAUGAAAUCCAACAAAACCUGUAUACCUGAAAAGUUCAAAGCCGGGAAGCGCGAAGAGAAUUCGUCAAUGUUUGGAUUUCAACAAGAUUUGACUUUAGUAUCUUAUGUUCCGAAACCCCGAAAAAAUGUUUUUCUGCUGUCAUCUCUCCAUCACCAAAUGGAAAUUGACGAAGCUACAGGCGCAAAGCAGAAAUCUGAGAUCAUAAGUUUCUACAAUCGGACAAAGAGCGGCGUUGACAAUGUCGAUAAACUCAUACGUUCUUAUGAUGUGUCGCGCAACUCAAGAAGAUGGCCACUGACUUUGUUUUUUUGGAUGCUAAAUACUGCUGCAAUCAAUGGCAAAGUUAUCCAAAUACUUAACAUUCCAGAAGAUAAGAGCAAUCGAAGAAGUUUCAUAAAGGGUUUGGCUUUAGCGCUUCUUGAACCACAUUUGCAAUCAAGAAAAUCGAAUAUUCGCCUUUCCACUGAUCUUCGUAAAAGAAUAGCCGAACGCACAGGUGAUCAAGGUUGCCCACCGUUGAAAAAAUCAACUCCUGGAAUAAAGCGAAGAUGCCACGUUUGUCCCGCGAAAAAAGAUCGGAAAACCCAGUACAUUUGUGAGACAUGUAGUUGUCACAUUUGUCUUGACCACUCGAUUUUUCAGUGCGCAAAGUGUUACCAAACCAAAGCUUUACAGAGUGUAAAUGCAAGUGAUGAAGACUAAUUAUUUUGUUAUUUAGAUUAAGAGCCAUUUCACAUUUUUUCCCGAAUUGUUAAGACUUUGAGCUUCUACAUUACCAUCUUAGGCAAUACCUAGAAUUUAUUGAACGAAUAUAAAAUGUAGGUUAAUCUUUUAUAUUGACGUUUAAUGAAACACAUUUACUAAAAUCGCUUUGUUUUAUUUGUAAUGACCCAUCUCCCACAACCAUUUUACUGAAAAAUAGCCGCAGAGUCAACUUCGGAGUCCUGAAUCUAUCAAUAAUACUCAUAAAUGAAACUUAAAAAAAUACAUACAGGGUCAGACAUAUAU
This is a messenger RNA of Trichoplusia ni (cabbage looper), 5840 nucleotides long. Its product is annotated as piggyBac transposable element-derived protein 4-like. Lineage: Eukaryota; Metazoa; Arthropoda; Insecta; Lepidoptera; Noctuidae. Bases 3687 to 5534 code for a protein of 615 amino acids. The transcript is spliced from 2 exons. The record is from RefSeq and is a predicted model, not a curated record.